AUGACAGCCACACUGUUGAUAGCCACCAGUGUGAUGAUCAUAUUUUCUGUGAGGUCAUCUAUGGCCUACGUCACAAGGAUCGAUCAAUGUGAACCGAUUGAAAUAGCUCGCUGCCGCGCCAUGCCAUACAACAUGACACAGAUGCCGAACCUGAUGCACCACAACACGCAAGAGAACGCCCGCCUGGUCUUCGAGAAGUUUGAGAUUCUCAUAGACCAACACUGCAGCGACGUCCUCUUGUUCCUGCUGUGUUCCAUCUAUGUGCCUAUCUGUGCUGUCUCCUUGCAGCCCGAUGCCAUUCCACCGUGUCGGAGUGUCUGCGAGAGAGCUCGGGCCGGCUGUGAACCGCUCAUGAACGCCUACAAGGUGCCCUGGCCUGAAUCUUUGGACUGCUCCCAGUUGCCGAGCUAUGAGAGAGGUGUGUGUGUCAGUCCAGAGGCCUUCGUCAAGCCCACCAAAACAAGCACAGACUGCCCGUGUAAAAGACGGAAGCCAUCAUAUCGAAUCUGUAAGAAGUUCAACUAUCAAUACGGUAUUCGGGCACUUGUUGUCAAGAAGAGCAUCAGUGAUCAGGAAGUGGUGUACAAGGUUAAGGUCAUACAAACACUCUUCUCGGGAAAGGUCACAGUGCCUGUAGACACGGAUGUCCUUCUCUGGGUCAACUCAACUUGCGUGUGUCCGAAGUUGCGGAAGGGCCGGGAAAUCCUUAUCCUUGGACAUGAAGACAGUACAGGGACCAAGCUUAUGAUUUCACCUUUGUCAGUUGCUGUUCCCUGGAGAGACGCCUGGGUCAUCAAAAUUCAGAGGUGGCAACAACGAAUGCGGAAUCAGCAGUCUGAAGGGAAGCAGAAGCAGUCAACCAAAAGCAACAGUAACAAAAAGAGACGACAGAAACUCCCGCCAACCCAUACGAUUUCUGUUAACGAUCCAACCAUGAUUUCCCACAAGCCACCGAAACA
Messenger RNA from Candidula unifasciata, 959 nucleotides. The record is from the annotation of a GenBank genome assembly. Lineage: Eukaryota; Metazoa; Mollusca; Gastropoda; Stylommatophora; Geomitridae.